Molecule: messenger RNA, 1704 nt
Organism: Heterostelium album PN500
Lineage: Eukaryota; Evosea; Eumycetozoa; Acytosteliales; Acytosteliaceae
Exons: 1
Coding region: 1-1704 (567 amino acids)
Molecular function (GO): protein binding
Source: RefSeq, a predicted model, not a curated record
AUGGAUAAAUUAUUUUCAGAGGUACUAUUAAAUAGAGUAGUAAAUCAAAAGAUAUUUGAGAAUGUUUCGAUUUUAUCAACAAAUAAAGGUGGUAAAUCAUUCGAGUGGAACGAAGUUAUAAAGAAUCCAUAUGUGAUGUGCGCACAUAAUCUAUUGGAUCAUUUAAAGUCGUAUUUGGAGAGUGACAGUGUUAAGUACAAUGGUGUAACUAGAGAUGAAUACUCCACUGAAUUCAAUAUCAAUAGUAAAGGUAGACUUGAUGAAUCAUUGGUUUUGGAGCAUGCCAUAAUCGGUGGAAGCUUAGAGAUGGUAGAAUAUCUAAUGAAUCACUUUAGACUAGUCGGGUCAAAGGUUGGUCAGGAUAGAAUUGGCAAGCUUCGAGAAGCAACACUCGAUAGUAUGUUGAUACAGUGCUCUGAAAAUGGAAGAAUCGAUGUUGCUCAAUAUCUUUUGGCCACUUUCCCCGAACACUAUUGGGAUUAUUAUAGCGCUAUGGUGAUUGCUCCAAAAUCCGGUGACAUGGAGACCUUGAAGUUCUUUAUUGAUUUGGUAGACACUCAUGGAAUUGAUAGAAGCCAACAAUCUAAUGUAUUCAAUACAGCAGCCCAGUACGGUACUGUGGAAUUGAUUAAAUUGUUAAAAGACAAUAGAGAAAAAGAUUUUAGCAAAAGCAAUAUGUUCCUAUAUGCAAUCUACAACGGAAAUAUUAAGGUACUCCAUUAUCUUCUCGAAGAACACAUCGGACUUCUCAAUCGAAAUGACACCAAUCUCUUGGAAAGUGCAGCAAACUACAAUCAAUUUGAAAUAUUCAAAUUAUUAUUUCAACAUAACUGUGUUUACUCUGACCAAGUCAUUGAAUAUAUAGCUGCCAAGGGUAAUCUGGAAAUGCUUGUAUGGGUCCAACAACAAACAAACUGUGAACUAACAAGUCAAGUAAUGGAGUGGGCCACAUUUAAUGGACAUACCGAGAUGGUUAAGUGGUUAUUUAAGAAUACGACACUGACUUGCAAUGAAGAAAUGGUGGAUGGAGCAAUCGGCCAAGGUCAUUUGGAAACUGUUCAAUUGCUUUACGAAAAUUGCACAUCAAGAGCUUCAUCUAUGGCAUUGACAAACGCUGUAUCUGAUAACCAUAUCAACGUUGUUAGAUGGAUGAUUGAGAAUAAUCAUUCCUUUGGCCAACAGGAUGAUGCUAUGAGUACAGCAGUGGUACGUGGUCACUUGGAAUGCCUAAAAUACCUUCACGAAAAUACUACAUUUGGUUGUACACCUAAUGAUAUGGAUCAAGCAGCAUACAAUGGUGAUCUAAAUGUUAUCAAAUUCCUAACCGAGAAUAGAAGUGAAGGAUGUUCAACGCAAGCGAUGGAUAAUGCUAUAACGGAAGGACACAUGGAUGUUUUAGAGUACCUCCAUUUAAAUCGAACCGAAGGUUGCACAAGUGGCGUACUGCCAUUAGCAAUUAAAAAUGGUGAAAUCAAAAUUGCUCUUUGGUUAAUGAAAAAUAGAACCGAAUGUAAACAAACGUUAGAGUUUGGAGACAUAGAAGGCUUUAUCGAUAAUAUUCUCGUAAAUGAUUAUCAUGAAACAUUGGAAUGGAUACUUAAUAAUAUUUCUAUACCAACUGAACAAAUAAUCAAUUAUAAGAAUGCAUUAAUCGAAAGAUAUCCAAACUCUAUUAGAUCUCUACAAUUAUUAAAUAAACAUUAA